GUGUCCACACAUGGGGGCCCAGAGCAGCACGCAGGGUCCCUGGGGUUCUCCCAUCCGGAGGGGGUUCCAUGGCCCCUUUCCCAUAGUAAAGGUGUGGGCGGGGUCUGAAAGCCACAUUCCUGAUGACGGCCCAGGACACUGUAAAGCGUGACGCUCCUAAAACCAGGUCCUGGGAUGGGUGCCUGCAGGGAGGGCACACUGAGAAGUUCAGCGGCGGCGAGGCCUGGGCUCAGCUCGCUCCUUCCCUAACCGAGCGCCUCCCAGAAAUCUCCCACGAGUCCCUGGGCAACAGCCAGUGCCUGCUGGAGUACCUUCUGAACCGUCUGCACAGCGGCUCCGGCCGCGUGAAGCUCAAGGUGCUGAAGAUCCUGCUCCAUCUGUGUGCUCAUGGCUCCUCCUCCUUCCUGCUCAUCCUCAAGCGCAAUCCCGCCUUCAUCCAGGAAGCUGCAGUUUUCACUGGGCCCCCGGACCCUCUCCAUGGGAGCAGCUUGUACCAGAAGGUGCGGGCGGCCGCCCAGGACUUGGGGAGCACCUUGUUCUCGGACGCCUUGGCCCCUCCGCCUCCCUCCCAGUCUCCCAGGGUCCUGCCUCCAGCAGGCAUGGGCUCCCAGUCCAGACCCGAGGGCACCCUCCAGGGCUUCGGCUACAGCAAGGAUCCAGGCCACACAGGCUCUGCGGGUGAAGCCCUCCUCUCCACCAUCCAGAAGGCCGCAGAAGUGGUGGCCAACGCCGUGCGUCCUGGGCCUGCGAGCCCUGGCUCCCAGGGGCUCCUGCCACGGGGUGACACCUACCAGGCUGCCGUGACGCCUUCAGCCGGCCGGGGCCACUCCACUCCUGGAAAGCCGCUCCCUGUAUCCGUCCUGGGAGCCAGAGCUGUGAGACACCAGCCCGGGCAGGCCGGCGGGGGCUGGGAUGAGCAGGACAGCAGCCCCGGCUCUCACAGUUCUUCCCAGGAGAACGGCCGGAGCAAGGCCUCGGACUCGGGCAGUCAGUCAGGCAGCGGCAGCCCCUCGGGGGCCAGCCGGGCGCCCAGCGACCUGGCCGAGAGGGUCGACGCCAUGACCCUGAGCGACUGCCAGCAGGAGCUGAGCCUGGUCCGGACGGUGACACAGGGACCACGUGCCUUCCUGAACCAAGAGGAGGCACAGCACUUCGUCAAAGAGUGCGGACUGCUCAACUGUGAGGUGGUGCUGGAGCUGCUGAUCCGGCACCUGGGGGAGGCCAGCGAGCGCGUGCAGAUGAGAGCCCUGGGUGCCAUUGCCAUCCUGGGGUGCACGGACCUGCUCUCCCAGGAGCACAUCCUGCUCCUCGCCCGGCCGCAGCUGCAGGAGCUCAGUGUGGGCAGCCCUGGACCUGUGACCAACAAGGCCACCAAGAUCCUCAGGCACUUCGAAGCCUCCUGCCGCCAGCGGCCUCCUGCCCAGCAGCCUCUGUCUGAAUCUGGCCCCACAGCUGCCCGUGGGGGCCUGGCUGACCUGCUGACCGACGCUGUGCCUUUCGCUGGGGGCCAGGCAUUCCUGCAGCCUCUGAGUUCAGCCCUGUUCUCGCCCAGGGGCCCUACACCUCCUCCUCCCCUGGAUGGGUCCCCCCUCCCCGCCCCCGGGGACGCCAAGGAGCCUGAGAUCAGACUGGCAGGUUCCAGAGAGCAGGGGGCUGGAUAUGAGCAGGGCCCAUUGGGCACAGACACCCCAAACGGAGGGCUAGAGGUCGGCCCAGGUCUCCGCGGCUGCCCAUGGAGUCCGGUGGCCAGUGGCAGCCACAGCUCCUUGUUUGCUGGCAUGGAGCUGGUGGCCUGUCCCCACCUGGUAGGGGCCAGGACUGCUUCAGAGGAGCCUCCCAAGAACCCCUGGAUGUUGUCACAGAGGGUGGCAGCCAAAGACCCUCCUAGCUCAGAGCCAUCGGCUUUCGCAUUCUUAAACUCAUGACCUCAUGGGCCUGGGGUCUCCCUGUCCUAACUCCCAGGACCCCAUGACUGCUGUCACCUUUGCCACAGCCCCCCCAGGUGUCUGCAGUCGGCCUCUUCCCAACUGCCCCAGGCCUUGGUGCAGGGAACCACCCAACCAGGUGAACUCAGCCUGGACUCAGUCCAGAGAUGAGAAUAGGAGUCCACGCACUGGCCAGAACAGGACGGCCCUUCCUGUGGGUGUGGUGGUCGGGGGAGCAGUGCCCCAGGCAGCCUGCAGGACUCACAGGAGGGCAGGAGCUGUUCAGAUUGGCAGCCGGUGGGCCCUGGGCUGCCGGGCCUCCUGCCUCCUGCCAUCUGGUCUGACGAGCGUACUGUCUGUCUGGUCCCAUCUACAAACACCGCCAGGCCCUUCAGUGGGCAGAAGGUGCGGCAUGGCCUGCCUGGAGGGCACGGGCAGGACGGGUGGCUCGACAACUGAGCCCGGAGACCAGCUAACCCCUGGACCUGCCCCGAGUUCACAGGCUCAGCAUAGAAUGGCACCCAGCCCCUCUGUGAGGGAUGCAUCAGGAGGACGGGAGGGCCCAUGUGCAGACUGAGCCCAGGCCGUGGCCCUCAGCCAACAACCCAGUGAGGCCCCCAGAACUACCUCUGUUCUUACCCCUUCCCGCCAGAGGUUGCCUAUUUGGCCUUGAAUCCCUAUGGCAGUGGGAGGCAGGGGACAGGACCUCCAAAAUGCUGACCUCAGGGUCCCCUGGGGAACGCCUGCCUGCCUUGCCCUCAGAAACAAGUUUUUUUGGUGUGCGUUUAGAACCAUUGCUUGGAUCUUUGGUUUUGAGUUCAGAUCCCUCCCUUUGCAUGGGGUGGGGGACGUGGCAUAAGCAGCCAGAACCUGGGUCAUCAGGGCAGGGCUCCCUCUGCCAUGACAGUUUCCUGCAGGCUGCACGGGAUGGCCUCACAGGGAAGCUUGGGUCCCUCUCAGAAGAACUGGGACAUUUCCUCAAUAAACACUGUUUUCUCAGCUGCACCAUGUGCUUUGUGUGUGUGAGAGAAAUACCAUUAGUGAAGAGUACACUCUAAAAGUAGGAACAGGUCUUUCCUCUUCAGAUGUUUUGAAGAACUCCCCAGUGGAACUAUCUGGUCCUGUAAU
Molecule: messenger RNA, 3053 nt
Organism: Rhinolophus ferrumequinum (greater horseshoe bat)
Lineage: Eukaryota; Metazoa; Chordata; Mammalia; Chiroptera; Rhinolophidae
Gene: TEPSIN
Product: TEPSIN adaptor related protein complex 4 accessory protein
Exons: 11
Coding region: 123-1925 (600 amino acids)
Cellular component (GO): trans-Golgi network membrane
Source: RefSeq, a predicted model, not a curated record